UUCUUUCGAUGCCUGACCCAUGAUUUGCGGGUGUUGUUCAGCGCGUAGUAACCUCAAAUAGUAGUUGUGUUAUCAUAAAGAAUAAAUACAGGGUAUUAUAGAAAACUGAUACCGAGAUGACUGAAGUCAAAGAAAACGUGAUUCGUAUGGAAGAUAUAUUGGGUGAGAAGGCAAAACCAGAUGUGAGUGAUCCAUUGAAGAAAGUAAACAAGCUGGAAAAACACGUGGAGAAGCUCACUAUACCAAAAGGCAAACCAAAGUCUGGAAGAGUUUGGAAGGAACAAAAAACCAGAUUUUCAUCGAUAAUUAAAACUCGUGGUACUCGUCUCUCCUUUGAAAAGAAGCAAAAAUUGAGGAAUGACAUGAAGCGUAUUAAAGAAUUAUCACGAUCGGUAAUUGCGCAACGCCAAGCAGAAAGAGAGGCUAAAAAACAACGAAGGAUUGAUAACUUGAAGCGAGCUGAGGAAAACAGAAAGAAAAGUGAAAUUGUACAAGUUAUAAAAAAUACAUCAAAGAUAAAGAAGAUGAAGAAAAAAAACUUAAGGAAAUUGGAGAAACGUGAUACAACGAAUAUGUAAUUUAUAUCUAACUUAACAUUUAAUAACGUAAUAGAACCUUAUUUUGUACAAACGAUUGAUAUUUUCAUUAUAAAAUGACUUCUUCACGCAA
Neodiprion fabricii is the source of this 669-nucleotide messenger RNA. Its product is annotated as coiled-coil domain-containing protein 86. NCBI's taxonomy places the organism in Eukaryota, Metazoa, Arthropoda, Insecta, Hymenoptera, Diprionidae. The record is from RefSeq and is a predicted model, not a curated record. The transcript is spliced from 3 exons. The coding region runs from base 117 to 578 and encodes 153 amino acids. Gene Ontology annotation, cellular component: nucleolus.